Molecule: messenger RNA, 5472 nt
Organism: Camelus dromedarius (Arabian camel)
Lineage: Eukaryota; Metazoa; Chordata; Mammalia; Artiodactyla; Camelidae
Gene: KAZN
Product: kazrin, periplakin interacting protein
Molecular function (GO): protein binding
Source: RefSeq, a predicted model, not a curated record
GAGAGGAAACAUCUCCCAUUGGGUGAAACUCAGAUUUUGCUUUAGCAUCUAAAUCCUGUAGCCGAACCAGCUCUGCCGAAACCCGUAGGGUUUCAUUUUGCACUUGACUGUGCUGGAGAAAGACUGCAAGGAGUGGGCGGCGAGAGGAGGAACCUUAUAAACUUUGGGGGCGGGGACAUUUUCUUGGAAGUGACAAGUAGCUUCAGACCUGGGCCAGUGACGUCGUCCUCCGCUCAGACGCUCCGAAGGGGCUGGACGCGGCCACAAGACCAAAGCCAAAGAUCCCAGGAGAGCCAUGGAAUCCACGCUGGCGACACCCAGUUCUGCCGCAGGCCCCGUCACCUUCUCCCACGUCUUCGGGCAGCAGUGCCAACUUAUGGAAGCAGCAGUGCAAUCAUUGCACACCCUAAAUGACCAGAUAUCCCAUUUUAUCGUCACCAAGUCGAAGGCACUGGAGGAGGACCAGGACCCUUUUCUGCCUGCUGAGAAGGAGACGUUGAAGAGUUCCAUGAUACUAAUGAGGCACCUCUUAAUGGAUGCUCAGGCCAAAAUCCUGAGCAUGAUGGAAGACAAUAAGCAGCUCGCGCUCCGCAUCGAUGGGGCGGUCCAGUCGGCCAGCCAGGAGGUGACGAACCUGCGAGCCGAACUCACGGCCACCAACCGGAGACUGGCGGAACUGAGCAGCGGCGGCGGCCCGGGCCCGGGCCCGGGAGCGGCGGCCGGCGCCUCGGCGGCGGCGGCGGCGGCGGACUCGGCGGCGGCGAACAUGGAGAACCACCAGCACAGCGCGCAAGCGCUCCUGCGGGAGGAAGUGUCUCGGCUCCAGGAGGAAGUUCACCUUCUCCGGCAGAUGAAGGAGAUGUUGAUGAAGGACCUGGAGGAGUCGCAGGGUGGCAAGUCCUCCGAGGUCCUCUCGGCCACCGAGCUCAGGGUCCAGCUGGCCCAGAAGGAGCAGGAGCUAGCCAGAGCCAAAGAAGCAUUGCAGGCCAUGAAAGCAGACCGCAAGCGCCUGAAGGGUGAGAAGACGGACCUGGUGAGCCAGAUGCAGCAGCUGUACGCCACGCUGGAGAGCCGCGAGGAGCAGCUCCGGGACUUCAUCCGCAACUACGAGCAGCACCGCAAGGAAAGCGAGGACGCCGUCAAAGCCCUGGCCAAGGAGAAGGACCUGCUGGAGCGCGAGAAGUGGGAGCUGCGGCGCCAAGCCAAGGAGGCCACGGACCACGCCACGGCGCUGCGCUCCCAGCUGGACCUCAAGGACAACCGGAUGAAGGAGCUAGAGGCCGAGCUGGCCAUGGCCAAGCAGUCCUUAGCCACGCUGACCAAGGACGUCCCCAAGCGGCAUUCACUCGCCAUGCCUGGCGAGACGGUGCUGAACGGCAACCAGGAGUGGGUGGUGCAAGCGGACCUCCCGCUGACCGCGGCCAUCCGGCAGAGCCAGCAGACUCUCUACCACUCGCACCCCCCCCACCCCGCAGACCGGCAAGCGGUCAGGGUGAGCCCCUGCCACUCCCGGCAGCCCUCCGUCAUCUCCGAUGCCUCUGCGGCUGAAGGCGACCGGUCGUCCACGCCAAGCGACAUCAACUCCCCUCGACACCGGACGCACUCCCUCUGCAACGGCGACAGUCCCGGCCCGGUUCAGAAGAACCUGCACAACCCCAUUGUACAGUCACUAGAGGAUCUUGAAGACCAAAAACGGAAAAAGAAGAAAGAGAAGAUGGGAUUCGGCUCCAUCUCGCGCGUCUUCGCCAGAGGGAAGCAGCGGAAGUCCCUCGACCCCGGCCUCUUUGAUGACUCGGACAGCCAGUGCAGCCCCACGCGCCAGAGCCUCAGCCUGUCGGAGAGCGAGGAGCAGGUGGACCGGCUGCAGCAGGUGGAGCUGGUCAGGACCACGCCCAUGUCCCACUGGAAGGCCGGUACCGUCCAGGCCUGGCUGGAGGUGGUCAUGGCCAUGCCCAUGUACGUCAAGGCCUGUGCGGAGAACGUGAAGAGUGGGAAGGUGCUGCUGAGCCUGAGCGACGAGGACCUGGAGCUGGGGCUGGGGGUCUGCAGCUCCCUGCACCGGCGCAAGCUGCGGCUGGCCAUCGAGGACUACCGCGACGCCGAGGCCGGCAGGAGCCUGUCCAAAGCCGCUGACCUGGACCAUCACUGGGUGGCCAAGGCCUGGCUGAAUGACAUCGGCCUGUCCCAGUACUCCCAGGCCUUCCAGAACCACCUGGUUGACGGGCGGAUGCUGAACUCCUUGAUGAAGCGGGACCUGGAGAAGCAUCUGAACGUGUCCAAGAAGUUCCACCAGGUCAGCAUCCUGCUGGGGAUCGAGCUGCUGUACCAAGUGAACUUCAGCAGGGAGGCCCUCCAGGAGCGCCGGGCCCGCUGUGAGACACAGAACAUAGACCCCGUGGUCUGGACCAACCAGCGGGUGCUCAAGUGGGUGCGAGACAUUGACCUGAAGGAGUACGCAGACAACCUGACCAACAGUGGCGUCCACGGCGCCGUUCUGGUGCUGGAACCCACGUUCAACGCUGAGGCCAUGGCCACAGCCCUGGGCAUCCCCAGCGGGAAGCACAUCCUCCGGAGACACCUGGCGGAGGAGAUGAGCGCCAUCUUCCACCCGGCCAACUCCACAGGCAUCCGGGAGGCUGAGCGAUUCGGAACGCCCCCUGGGAGGGCCUCCAGCGUCACCCGGGCGGGGAAGGAGGAGAACAGCGGUGGGAUCAAAUACAAGGCUGGCCGGCUGCCCCUGGGAAAGAUAGGAAGGGGCUUCAGCAGCAAAGACCCCGAUUUCCACGAUGACUACGGCUCCCUUCAAAACGAAGAUUGUGGAGACGAUGACUCCCAGGGCAGGCCAGAGCAGUGCCAUCUGGAAGGCUACAACGGCCUGGAGGUCACCAACGUGUAAGGAACCGAUGCUGCACCAGACCCAGCAUGGAGGGACCCAGGGCAGAAGAGCAGCCAGAGGUCGCCGCCACUGUACAUAGUGACCUUGGACUGAGGGUGCUCCCCUAGUCCUGGGCAAACCCCAACAGACCGCUGUCACUUUGGAUGGGAGCACCGAGGAACGAGGAGGCACCAGCCUGCCUGCCCUGAGCGGGCCGCGGACUUGCCUGCUCGCUGGAAGGAGACUGGCGCAGAGGACCUGCGGGGGCGCCCAGCCCCUGCGGAAUCGAGGCUCCAUCUCAGAACGACUCAGCCACUGAGCAGUCCAAGUGGCCCCGGGGGCCUUGAACUGAGCUGCCGCGGUGGGAAAAGGCACAUAGUCCCCCAAAACACCCUCCCAGGAGGAGCAAGUGGGACUCCAACCAGACGUACGGAGCCGGGUAGUGACAGCGCCAGGAGCUAGCAAAGCCUGAGGCUGACUGGUCACCACGUGCGCCCUUCUGGCCGGCCUGGUGGACGUCUCGGCCCCAGUACACAUGCCCCCCACCCAUGACUGAGGGAGGACGCGGCUUCUGACUUGGGUCACUGUGUCUCUCUUGGGAGAAUGCGAAAUGGGAAGGCCAUUCCCUCCCACCCCAAAAGCCGUGUGUCACAUGGGGGUGGACAUGUUGAAGGGCCACUUACACACAUCCUUCAGGAGCGGCCACACUGGGUGGAGGCAGGCGGUGAUCCCUGUGGGGGCGGGGCUGGGCAGCAACAGUCCCAGGAAAUGCAGGUGUCCUGAGUUAGGUCGGUGACACCAAGUGUGCCAAUGGGUUUGGGAUUGAGAGCAGGGAAGUGCUUGUCAUUGUUAACCCAACAAUCCUUGUUGUGACACCUCUGUCACCUGACACACAGGUGUGCUGCCGAUGCCAUAACUGAGCGGAAUCUCACAGGUCGUGGAGCAGAGGACCCCCAGCCCUCUUCUUCCCUCGGCUGCUCUUUUCCUGUGUGGCUUCUUCCCAGUGGCCUCACCUCUCUGUGGCUCAGCAUCUUCAUCUACAAUACUUCGGGCUCCCUCCUGGGGAUGUUGUGAGGAUUAACACUUGCUAAUGUCUGUAACACUUUGUAACCUCUCAGGAGACAGGUGGGAAGUUACGGGGUCCAGGGAGGGUGUCUAAUUUCCCAUUUACAGCAUGGAACUGAUAGUGAACUGGUUCUCUCCGGCUGUUUGGGUUGGAGCCGUGUGCAAAAGGAGCACAAGGAAUUUUGUUGUUCAGACUCUCUAGAGCCCCCAGGAGGACUUGACCCCCCAAAAAGGGGAAAAUCCCAUGUGCACAACCCUUGAAAACCAGUUUGCACAUGUUCAGGCUUGAGUUCAUUGACCUCGAUGCUGAGGAACGAUUAGGGAAGGACAGAAGGAAUUGGGUCCUACUUACACUUCGGUUUUCAAAGCAAAUCACUUGCUAGAACCAUGAUGCUCGACCCCAUUGAAGCCUUUUGCACCAACAGUCCACGAGAGGUUUGAAUUUCCAAAACUCGACAGGUGUCAGCCUCCGAGAACCAGCAAAGCACCUCUUCUUCAACGCAAUGAAUUAUUUCCCCUCACGAAAAAAGCACAGACCAAGGCUGGAUGAACUUGAAACGACUCCUCCCUGAGGCCCAAGGCCGUGGGCUUUUUUUUUUUUUUUUUUUUUUUUUUUCUCUCUCUCUAACUUGAACACAAUCACAGCCUUUCCUACCCUGGAAACCGAAUGCCUGGUAGGUGGGCCGGUUGAGGCUCCCUUUUGGCUGAAUGUUUGGCCUCCCAGGGAAACACUUCUGAUUCCAGGGCCUGACAGGCCGAGUUCUGGAACCUGAUUGGCUUUGCUGAAGUUCCAAAUCCAGUACCUGUAUGACAUUUAGUGACAUGCAUGGGGCCUGAGGCUGCAGAACCCCGCGGCCCGGAGAGGGGAGUUAAAACCUCCCUCUCCCCUGACCCACAGGUCACUCCCGAGCCAGUCUCCAGGCUGGGUGACCCAGGACCCCAGGAUCUGCCUCUCGGGGAAGCAGCAAACCCAGAGGGCAGUGAUCCCCGUGUCGGGAGUGGGAAUAGCAGACAGACAGGUGCCUGAAUGCUGGUCUGAUUAUCUGAAACCGAUGAACUGUUCCCCGACUCAGCCCCACUGGGGACAAGAUGGGUAAGUGGACAAUGGAGGGUGGUCAUUGGCAGGGGUGGCAUUCAUUGCCCAAAACAUUCGCAGCAUUAGGGCGGCAGGCCUGGGGCAAUGCAGGCAACCUCAGUUGUACCUUUUGGUCCAAAUGAUGCCCUGACAGCAGAUUCCUCCCUGAUGCUCUGUAUCCCUGGCAGCCAGGGGAGCAUUUGGAGCUGGCUUUUCAACAUGAGGAUGGGCUGGCUGAUAAAUUAAAAACCUCCACACAGAGUUAAAUCAGGUGAGCUUUGUCUGCUGGGAAAAAAAAUUCCUGAAUGUCAACUCUGCUUCAAGAACAGGCAGGAAGAGCAGAGGGUGCAGAGAGACUUGGCAGAGAGGACCUGGUAGCUGGUUAACAAAGGCUGGCAGAGUGGCCACCCACAGAACAGUGACUUGCCAUUGCCACAUCCUGUCUAAAUGGCCUGAA